GGAAGUCCAAUCCGAGCCCGGCGCCCGCUUCGCGUGGGCGUGGCCAUAGCUGCCUCCACGCCCCCCCCGGACCCCGAGGACCGUGCGGCUGGUCAGAAAACUGCAACUCGGACCAGACGCGUCUGCAGGCAAGAUGUGGCUCGCGCUGGUCCUGCUGCUGCUGCUGCUGCUGCUGCUCCUCGCGGGCAUCCGCCGCGCCUACCUGGGGCAGUUCGCCGGGCGUUCCCCGAACCCUUUCUCGCAGGACGUCAGGCGGCCGCCCGCGCCCCUGGUGACCGACCGGGAGGCCAGGAAGAGGAUCCUCAAGCAAGUUUUCUCGACGAGUCAUGUGCCAGAGAACCUGGAUGUGGUGGUGAUUGGCAGUGGAAUCGGGGGCCUGGCUGCAGCUGCGAUUCUGGCUAAAGCUGGCAAGCGGGUCCUGGUCCUGGAGCAGCAUACCAAGGCAGGGGGCUGCUGUCAUACCUUUGGAAAAAAAGGCCUUGAGUUUGACACAGGGAUCCAUUACAUUGGAAGCGUGCAGGAGGGCUCCAUUGGCCGCUUUAUCUUGGACCAGAUUACUGAAGGGCAGCUGGAUUGGGCUUCCCUGUCCUCGCCUUUUGACAUAGUGGUUCUAGAUAGGCCCAGUGGCCGAAAGGAGUUCCCCCUGUACAGCGGGAAGAAAGCAUACAUUCAAGGCCUCAAGGAGAAGUUUCCCCAGGAAAAAGAUGCCAUCGACAAGUACAUGAAGCUGGUGAAGGUGGUAGCCGAUGGAGUUGUUCAUGCCAUCUUGCUGAAAUUUCUCCCGUUGCGCAUGGCUCAGCUUCUCAGCAAGUGCAGGCUGCUGACUCGGUUCUUUCCGUUCCUGCAUGCGUCCACCCGGAGCCUGACUGAGGUCCUGCAGCAGCUGGGGGCCUCUUCUGAGCUCCAGGCCGUGCUCAGCUACAUCUUCCCCACCUACGGUGUGACCCCCAGCCACACCACCUUUUCCAUGCACGCUCUGCUGGUCGACCACUACCUGCAAGGAGCCUUUUAUCCCCGAGGGGGUUCCAGUGAGAUCGCCUUUCAUACCAUCCCUGUGAUUCAGCAAGCUGGGGGCGCUGUCCUCACAAAGGCCACUGUGCAGACCGUGUUGUUGGACUCAGCUGGGAAAGCCUGCGGUGUCAGUGUGAAGAAGGGACAAGAGCUGGUGAACAUCUACUGCCCCACUGUGGUCUCCAGCGCGGGCCUGUUCAACACCUACGAGCACCUGCUGCCAGAGAGUGCCCGCUGUCUUCCAGGUGUGAAGCAGCAGCUGCAGAUGGUGCGGCCGGGCCUGGCCACGUUCUCUGUCUUCAUCGGCCUGAGAGGAACCAAGCAGGACUUGGGUCUGCAGUCCACCAACUACUACGUUUAUUUUGACACCGACAUGGAUGACGCGAUGCAGCGCUACCUCUCCGCGCCCAGGGAGAAGGCCGUGCAGCUCAUCCCCCUGUUCUUCAUCACUUCCCCUUCAAGCAAGGACCCCACCUGGCCGGCCCGCUUCCCAGACAGGUCCACUAUGAUCGUGCUGUUACCCACUGCCUACGAGUGGUUCGAGGAGUGGCAGGAGGAGCCGCAGGGGAAGCGCGGCCGGGACUACGAGGCCUUCAAAAGCUCCUUCGUGGAAGCUGCUGUGUCUGCGGCCCUGCAGCUGUUCCCACAGCUGGAGGGGAAGGUGGAGAGCGCCACGGGAGGGUCCCCGCUGACCAAUCAGUUCUUCCUGGCUGCCCCCCGAGGGGCCACCUACGGGGCUGACCAUGAUCUGGGCCGCCUGCAUCCUCACGUGGUGGCCUCCCUCAGGGCCCAGAGCCCCAUCCCCAACCUCUACCUGACAGGCCAGGACAUCUUCACCUGCGGGCUGAUGGGGGCCCUGCAGGGCGCCCUGCUGUGCAGCAGUGCCAUCCUGAAGCGGAACUUGUACUUGGACCUCAAGGACCUCCGCUCGAGGGUGCGGGCCCAGAAGAGGAAGUAGCUCCUCGGGGCACCCUGACUCACCCGUCGUGCCUCUACUGCAUUUAUUUCUGGCACAUAGAAAGCACUGAUUGUUCUGAUUUCUGGACGAGGUCUCCAGUGGGAGCUCUUCCUGGGGGCAGGUGGUGGUCUUCCUUACCUUGAAAAUGCCUUUCCUCCUAACUGGUCCUGCUGCCCCUGUGGGCAGCCUUGAGGCUACAUCUCCAGGGUGUGUAUUCCCACUCCUGUGUUUUGAUUCAACCCAGUGAGAUGUCCUGGGGAUGGGACUCAGGUCUGAACACAUAUUUCCUGUGGUGCUGGUGAUGGAACUCAGGGCCGGGUACGCGCUCUGCCCCCGAGCUACACCCCAGGCCACAAAAUGCAUUCCUGUUUCACAUAUGCCUUAUAUACAGACCAUGAGUAUUUUAUAAACAAAAUUUUUGCACUUCGACUUGUCACGUGAGGUCACAGUGGCACUCAGAGAGCUUUGUAAAAUUCAAGAGUUCUUGAUUUCAGUCAGGAAUGCUCAGCCAGCAUGAAGGACAGACAGGGAGAUGAUUAAUGGUCAAAGGUUAAGAAAAAUAACCUUUUCACUUACUACCUGAAGUACCAAGGGCCUUGUUUUAGUACAUUUUGAUACAGAAUUAAUAAAUUCAAUGAUUUCAUUGCUUUGA
Messenger RNA from Sciurus carolinensis (gray squirrel), 2621 nucleotides. RefSeq names its product retinol saturase (gene Retsat). Bases 134 to 1969 code for a protein of 611 amino acids. NCBI's taxonomy places the organism in Eukaryota, Metazoa, Chordata, Mammalia, Rodentia, Sciuridae. The transcript is spliced from 11 exons. The record is from RefSeq and is a predicted model, not a curated record.